UUGUGCCUUUAUAUGGUCACAGAACCCCUCAGUGACUUCUAAUAUCCUUAUCAUUUACAGUAUAAUUUAUAUUGCUCCAUUACCCUGUUCUACUCACUCAACACUGAGCCAGUUAACGGAUUAUCAGAUGAACAUCAUGGCGUUAUAUCUCAUGAUCUCUGCAGUUCAGAGACUAAAAGUCAGAUGCCAUGUGAUAGCUGACAGCUAGGAAGGGGCGGCAGUUGUGACAUCCAAAUUCAUUGAUGGCUAGUGAUUGUGCUUCCGCCCUGUGAACUAGUGAUAGACCUCUAUGUCACAUGCGGUUACAUUUUUAUCUGUUUGAACAUCAGUAUUUCUUGUAAUUGUUUAUAAAAUAAAAUUGACUCAUUAUCUUUGUAUGAUUUCACAGGCUGAUCGGUGGGGAAGUGGCAGCUAGGAGAUGUGACUGCUGUAUUAACUGUCAGUGAGUCGUUUGCCAACAUCUUCAUAGAGCUGAAAAAAGUCUGGGAGGAGUCGAUAAAGUCACUCGGAAUAUUCUCAAGCCGGACAACAGUCUAAUUGCGUUGUGAUAAGGGGAACUAAUUGGAUGUUCCUUCUGCACCGGAUGAACUGAAGGACAGCGGGAGCAAAUGUCAUCUGUUUUCCUGUGUUCUCCAGGGGUGAGUGAGCUGAGGUUUACAGAAAUGUUACGGAGAAAUCUCUGAAGUUCAACAAAUGCCAGAGAAAGCUCUGAGGUCCAACAAAUGCUGGAAAAAGCUCUGAGGUCCAACAAAUGCCAGAGAAAGCUCUGAAGUCCAACAAAUGCUGGAGAAAUCACUGGGUCCAACAAAUGCCAGAGAAAGCUCUGAAGUUCAACAAAUGCCAGAGAAAGCUCUGAAGUUCAACAAAUGCUGGAAAAAGCGCUGAGGUCCAACAAAUGCCAGAGAAAGCUCUGAAGUUCAACUAAGGCUGGAGAAAGCUCUGAAGUUCAACUAAGGCUGGAGAAAGCUCUGAAGUUCAACAAAUGCCAGAGAAAGCUCUGAAGUUCAACUAAGGCUGGAGAAAGCUCUGAAGUUCAACAAAUGCCAGAGAAAGCUCUGAAGUCCAACAAAUGCUGGAGAAAUCACUGGGUCCAACAAAUGCCAGAGAAAGCUCUGAAGUUCAACAAAUGCCAGAGAAAGCUCUGAAGUUCAACAAAUCCUGGAAAAAGCUCUGAGGUCCAACAAAUGCCAGAGAAAGCUCUGAAGUUCAACUAAUGCUGGAGAAAGCUCUGAAGUUCAACAAAUGCCAGAGAAAGCUCUGAAGUCUAACAAAUGCCAGAGAAAGCUCUGAAGUUCAUCUUCUAAAGCCAAUGAGAUAAUGGAUCCAGUGGACACCAACUCUACUUCCAACGGGACCAUGUGCUCCGUCAACAAGGAGUUUACGUUCCGCUUCUUGCCCUCGGUCUACCUCAUUGUGUUUGUGGUGGGACUGGUCGGCAACGGUGUCGGUUUGUGGAACUUGUGUAUAAACCGGAAGAAAUGGACACCGGUCAACGUCUUUGUGAUGAACCUCGGCAUCGCCGAUCUCCUUUACGUCAUCACCCUGCCAUUCUUUGUGUCGUAUUACACCAAGAAAGAAGUGUGGCAUUUCGGGUACGGAUUAUGCCGCCUGACUCGCUGCCUGUUUCACGUCAACAUGUACGCCAGCAUCAGCUUCCUCACCUGCAUCAGCGUCCAACGCUACCUGGGCAUUGUCCACCCCUUAAGGACAUUGGUUAAAUACCAGAGUUUGGGCCACGCUCUUGUAAUCACCGCCCUGGUGUGGCUGUGGGUGAUCAUUCAAGUGGCGCCCAGUUUCUUCAUCACAAACAACGACACCGAUCCGGACCACUGUCACGACUCCACCAGCAACAGGCACGAAAACGUCAGGAGAUACACCAUUUACACCAUAAUCUUGACCUUUACCGGAUUUUCCGUCCCAUUUCUCAUCAUCGUGGUGUGUUACGCCAAGGUCCUCAAAGUGCUCUGGAAAAACAAAAAUAUCGGCGUGGCGGUGAAAAGAAGAAUCAUAAAACUGAUCAGCAUUGUCCUGGCGCUGUUUUUUGUUUGUUUUUUCCCAUUUUAUAUUUUGCGGAACUUUAACUUGUUCGCCAGACUUUGGCAGUUGCAAGGAAAGUGCAGUCCGGCUCUGAAGAACACCUACAUCGCCUACCAGGUCACCCGGGGCUUGGCCAGUAUGAACAGCGCCAUUAACCCAUUGCUUUACUUCGUCACCGGCGAGAACUUUUUGUUGACAAUUAAGAAGGCGAAGACGAAAACAUGGCACGCGUGUGUGUAUAUUGGGAGGACUCGGAAUCCAACGCUAACGGUUAAUGCCGACGGCUAGGAGGAGCAUAAUGAUUGACUGUUGAGCUGGAGACAAAACUGGAACUAGUAGCCUACGGCACAGACAGAGG
Xenopus laevis (African clawed frog) is the source of this 2395-nucleotide messenger RNA. RefSeq names its product P2Y purinoceptor 1. The record is from RefSeq and is a predicted model, not a curated record. Lineage: Eukaryota; Metazoa; Chordata; Amphibia; Anura; Pipidae. The coding region runs from base 1318 to 2325 and encodes 335 amino acids. The transcript has a single exon.